CCCCCAAAUCCCCGCCCUUGUCUCCUCACAUCGCAAUUCACCGUUCCCUUCCUUAACCGACCGACCAUGUGUCCUUCCACCCUCUCCCUCCCCGUUCGCCACCACCUGCCACCCAGCUUCCCCGGCGGUCUACGCCGCCGUCCCGGCCUCUUCCCCUCCCACAGAGUCGCCGCCUUCGGCUGGGACUACAGCGGCGGCAGGCUCGUCGACGAGAGCAUGAUCGUGCUGCGUAAGCGGAUCCACGAGAUGAAGAUGGCGGAGACGAACUACGAGCCGCCGGCGGACUGGAUGGACUGGGAGAAGCGCUACUACGCCACCUACCACGCCGACGUCUGCGAGGUCAUGUGCCUGCUGCAGACCGUCCUGAUGAGCACGAGGCCGAGCUGGGCGAUCGGGAUCUUCGCGGCCGUCACGCUCAGCGUCCCGGCGUCGGCGGUGCUCAUCUCCGUCCACCUCCUCGAGGCAUUGAAUUCGCUCAUCAGUCGCUGAUCCCAUUUUUCCUUUUUCAGUAAAAACAAAAAAAAACAAAAAAACAGCUAGCGUAUCCGUGUAAUAUCUAUUCGCUAUAUAUAUAAAAUAUCAUAAAAUUGUUUAA
Messenger RNA from Zingiber officinale, 595 nucleotides. RefSeq lists its product as uncharacterized. Bases 67 to 489 code for a protein of 140 amino acids. The transcript has a single exon. Lineage: Eukaryota; Viridiplantae; Streptophyta; Magnoliopsida; Zingiberales; Zingiberaceae. The record is from RefSeq and is a predicted model, not a curated record.